UCGUCCCACCGUCUCUUUCUCUCUCAUUGCUUCGCCGGCGGGGAUAUUUAUUCAUUAUUUCCCGGCGAAGAUUUGAUUUUCAAUUAGGGUUUUUUUUUCGUUUACUGGAAUAAUCUAUUGAUGUUUAAUUAAAAACUAUGGCGGACUCUCAAGAUUCAAGCUUUUCAAGGGAUUUAUUGCAGAGAUUUACGUGCGGCGGAGGAGGGAAUCGUUUUCCGGUGAAACCAAAAGAGGAAGCUCAUGGGUCGCCGGAAAACGUAGAGCUGAGUUUAGGGUUGUCUUUGAACGGUAGAUUUGGGGUGGAACCACAAAGAAUGGUGGUUAAUGACGCUAAGUUCAACAGAAAGUUGAUCCGUGCUUCUUCGGUAAACGAUUUCGUGAAUUUCUCGGUUGAUGUUGAAUUAUCGUUGUAUUCUCCGUUGACGAGGACGUGCUCUCUGCCGCCGGAGAUGGAGGCGGAGUGGAGGAGGAGGAAGGAGUUGCAGUCGUUGCGGCGGUCGGAGGCGAAGCGGAAACGAGUUGAAAAGCUAAAGAAUGUGAGGGUGGUGAAAACGAGAACGGUGGAGGAUUGGGAGACAAAUCGGAGGAAUUUGGUUAACGAAAACGGUCCACCGUCAUCGUCACCGUCACCGUCACCACCACCACCGCACCCGGCGCUGCAUUUUUCAUCACAAGGAUCGAUUGGGUCUCAGGGAAGUGGUGGGUCUUCUGGGGUUUCCGAUUUGGAAAGUCAACCUUUUCAAGGAAUCAAUACAAAAAGUGAAAGUCAUGAUCGGUCGGAGUCAAACAAAGUUGACCGGAGCUCGAAGAUCAAAUCCGGCGGCGGAGCUUUGCCGGACGUUUUAACGAUGCCGUGUGUUUCCACCAAAGUGGAAGGUCCCGAUGGCAAAAAGACACAAGGGUUUUUGUAUAGAUAUGGAAAAGGAGAAGAAGUUAGAAUAGUAUGUGUUUGCCAUGGUAGCUUUCUGACUCCGUCGGAGUUUGUGAAACACGGCGGAGGAGACGAUGUCGACCACCCGUUAAGACAUAUCGUCGUUACCCCUUCUUUGUUCAGUUGAUAUUUAAGAAAAUUGGAAUACAUUUUUGCAAUUUUUUUAA
This is a messenger RNA of Lactuca sativa (garden lettuce), 1098 nucleotides long. RefSeq names its product ninja-family protein AFP3. The record is from RefSeq and is a predicted model, not a curated record. NCBI's taxonomy places the organism in Eukaryota, Viridiplantae, Streptophyta, Magnoliopsida, Asterales, Asteraceae. Gene Ontology annotation, cellular component: nucleus. Gene Ontology annotation, biological process: signal transduction; negative regulation of DNA-templated transcription.